Messenger RNA from Lindgomyces ingoldianus, 1386 nucleotides. RefSeq names its product glycoside hydrolase. Gene Ontology annotation, biological process: cell wall organization; carbohydrate metabolic process. Gene Ontology annotation, molecular function: glucan endo-1,3-beta-D-glucosidase activity; 1,3-beta-glucanosyltransferase activity. The transcript has 3 exons. The coding region runs from base 1 to 1386 and encodes 461 amino acids. The record is from RefSeq and is a predicted model, not a curated record. Gene Ontology annotation, cellular component: cell surface; extracellular region; fungal-type cell wall. NCBI's taxonomy places the organism in Eukaryota, Fungi, Ascomycota, Dothideomycetes, Pleosporales, Lindgomycetaceae.
AUGCGGUUCUUGGCGACAAUGCUCAGCUCGGCAGCAGCCCUCUCGACAGUUAACGCAGCACUCCUUGGUUUCUGUUACAGCGCAUUCUUCCAUGAUGAAACGCCUAAACACCAGGUUGAUUUCGAAUAUGAGUUCAACGCUGCCAAACAACUCCCCAAUACCAAUGGCCAAUUCAGCAGCGCUCGGCUCUAUAGCAUGGUUCAGUGGAGUACGACAGAUGGUAUUAUUGAAGCCAUUCCCGCAGCUAUCAACACCCAGACUACUUUGUUCCUGGGUAUAUGGGCAUCCGCCGGAGACCAAGCUUUUGCGUACCAGAUAGCCGCGCUCCAGGGUGCAAUUCAACAAUAUGGCACCGCAUUCACAGACCUUGUCGUCGCUAUCGCAGUGGGCAGCGAAGACCUCUACCGCCUCACGCCCAUCGCUAUUGGGAACAAUGACGGACCUGGAGCCUCUCCAGACACGCUUGUCAGCUAUAUCCAGCAGACCCGUGCCGCAAUUCGGAACACUGCCCUUGCAGGAAAGCCAGUUGGCCAUGUCGACACUUGGACAGCCUAUGUCAACACUUCCAACAAACCUGUCAUCGAAGCUGUCGAUUUCAUUGGCGUCGAUACGUACCCGUACUUUCAGAAGACGAUGAUGAACAGCGUAGGAAACUCUAACCAGACAUUCUACGACGCAUACGAUGCCACUGUCAAGGCUGCUAUGGGAAAGCCAGUAUGGGUAAGCGAAACUGGCUGGCCGGUGUCAGGUCCUCAGAUGAACCUAGCAGUUGCCAGUGUGGAAAACGCGCAAAUCUACUGGCAGGACGUCACUUGCAGCCUGAUUAGUAAGGGGAUCAAUCUAUACUACUACACCCUCCAAGAUGCGCAAUAUGGAUCUCCUGCUGUGAGUUUUGGCAUUAAACCUGCAGUAGGUGAUCUCCAAAAUUUGCAGCCAUUGUUCGACCUGUCGUGCCUUAAUUCCCCUAUCAACCCUGACAAAGUCGUUGGAAACAAUUAUGUUGCUCGCAUCUCUCCCAGAGAAUCCACGCUUUUCAACUUUGAUAUCCCUCCUGAACAUUCCGGCAAGACUUGCAACGUGAUCUUCAUUCUGCCCAAAGAUACAAAAGAAUGGUGGUCUGGUUAUCGCAUGUGGGCUCCGGGAGGCAUUAGUGUUUUCCAGCUUCAGAACCCAGCUCAGGAUACGACGAGCGCUAACAAAGUCGGCAACGUCAAACUGAUCGGUACCAUCAAUCAACUGAAUCUGGGCUCUGGGAAAGUAAUUCGCAGUGCACCAUGCGAGGCUGGAAAGAAGGUGGGAUAUCAGGUGGACUCAGUUGGAGGACUGGACCUGCAAUACUUCCAGACGAAAGAGCCUGCAAUAGGACUCUGGGUGACUGUUUCAUGA